Amborella trichopoda is the source of this 3590-nucleotide messenger RNA. The record is from RefSeq and is a predicted model, not a curated record. Lineage: Eukaryota; Viridiplantae; Streptophyta; Magnoliopsida; Amborellales; Amborellaceae.
GGUGCUCUUUAACAUAAAUUUAAAAAUAUUACUCACGAUCUCUUCCACUAAAUUUACUCUAGCAACUUAAAACGUACAAGGAACUCAACAUAACCAGGCCAUCACCAAUAAUGAGAGGAGGAAACGAUUUUAUGAAGAAGAAGAGGAAGACGAGGUCUCUGAAAGUCUACAAGGUCUUGCAGAGCAGACCUGAUGGGUCGCCCAAUUACAUGAAGCCGACAACCAGCUCUGAUGCGAGGAGAGAAAAUUCACAGGUAUGGCAACAAUCCCAAACUCCAGAAAAAAAAACAAUCAGAAUAAACCAAUUUCUUCAAAUAACUCUCCUCAAGCAUGGGUCAGAUCCGUUCUAGCUCAAAAUUGAAACCCACUAGACCUUUGAAGAGAACCUCAAGUUUGAAACCCAUGAAGCCUUCCAUGAAGACAUAUGGUGUUCCGCUUUACCCUAAGCCAAAUAUCAAUAGAUCUACCUGUUCUUCAACUUUGAACGAUUCCAAGUUCCCAACCUAUAUUGCUCUUCAUCCUGGGGGCACCGAAUCAGAAGGGACCUCAGUUUUCAAGGUCUGCCCCUGUACUUACUGCUUUCUAAAUGGUCACCACCAUGAGCCUUUUCCUCCAUUAAAGCAGUUUCUAUCGGCUAGGACGCAUUUACUUAGGACACAAAAGAGCUUAAAAUUAAAGAGGCCGUCAUCUUCAAGUAGGCUAAAGUACUUUGAACUGAAGGGUAAGAAAGGAGUUGAUACAGCCCAGAGGUUCCUUAAUGAAGGUCUUCUUGAUGAGACUGGCUCUAUUGAGCCUCCACAAGGUUUAGAUGUAAAUGAUUUCUUUGUCGAAAUCUAUGAGAGUCCAAUACCAGGCCACAACAGUAAUUAUGGUUGCACCACAAAUGAAGAAAGUCACAAUUUCAGUAAAGAAUCAGCCCUUGUUACUGAAAAUGAGUUAGGCAGACCCAACACAAGCUUGGAAACAGAAACCAAAAGAGAGAAUGAGACCCAAAUUGAGGAGUCUUACUCUGAGAAAAGCUUGGAAGAAACCCAAAUUGAGGAUCUUUAUUCUGAGACGAGCUUGGAUGACAGUCUACAUCAAAUUGGUGAUGUUUAUUUUAUUGAAGAUGAUUCAAUACCUGUCACAGAAUACAUCAAGAACAAUGAGGAAGAAAAGGAUAAUGGAAUGCCCAAUUAUCCACUAGAUUGGGCAGAGAUAAGUUCCAAAGGUUGGGAAGAAAUUGAUCCAGGGGAACGUAGUGAACAAGUUUCAGAGACAAAUGAUGAAUCCAUCCCGGAAGGGUACCGCGAGAACAUGGAUGAUUACCUACUGGAGGAAUUUGUUUCUCAAGUGUCUACCAUGAAUUGGGAGAAGCAAAGCAAUGAAGAACUUGAUCAUGAAACUGAUAGCUUAGCAUACAGUGACAAUGGAGCUGAUACAGCGAUGUUCUCUUUGUUAACAGAGAAACAAGAGCCCACAUUUUCAGAUGAACCCAUAAUUGAACCAGAUGACCUCACCAAAUCCAGCAGUGCUGCACCACUACAAACCGAAGUCCUGUGUUAUGAUCCCAUCUCUGAACCCACUGAUCUAGCAGAAAUCUCUGUUUCAUCUUUCAUUGAUACUGAAACCCUGCACGAUAAAUGCACUGAUGAUCCAAAAGCCUACAAAAUAGCAGGGCCAACUCAGAUAAUUAAUUUACCAAGCAGCCACUAUUGUAAAGAUGCAUUGGAUGGUUCAGAAGAGCAAAUUCAGGUUCAACCAGCUGAAUUUGAAGACCUGCAAAGUCAUGAAAAGAUUGAAGUGGAUGAAGAACCCAAGGGUGUCAAUGGUGAUGAGUUAAAGAUGGAUAAGGGUGGAGAUACAGAAGGUUACAGCAUUGAAGAGAUAAGUGCAGAUAUGGAUGAAGAAGAAGAGCUGACACCUGAAGAUCUGGAAAGAGGCCAUGGAAAGAUCAAGGUUGAUGAAGAACACACAGGCAUCAAUGGUGGUAAACUAGAAAUAUAUAAGAUUGGAGUUAUAGAAGGUUUCAGCACAGAAAAUAUAUAUCUUGAUAUGGAAGAAGAAGAAGAAGAAGAAGAAGAAAUAACAACUGGCGAACAAUUGCAAAUUGAUAAUGAUUUGUUCGGACACCCUCCCUGUUAUUCUCUUCAAGGAAAACCAGAAGACAAGGGUACAGGCCAAUCCAGACAAGAUCAUAUUGAACAUUCCAAUCCCAUGCAUGAGAGUGAAGCCUCUCUGGUGGCACUUGCAGAGGAAUAUGGCCCAGACCGUAUUCACCUAGAUAUGGAGUCUCAUGAGUACAAUGCAACAGGAGAUGAAAGCAAAGAUGGACCACCUAUCGAACAAUCAUCAGAGGUUCAUGACCACCCAAGUCCUUCAUCAACAGAUGAAACCAAGCCUGAGGAUGGAUACAGCUCAUUACAAGAACAUAAAAAAAGUGAGAAAAGCAAAUCCCCUUCUGUUGCUCAAGAGAAUCCAGAAAGUGAUUCAAAGACGCAUAGAGAAGAAAAUGAAACACAGCCCGAUUACCUUGAAGCAAAUGCACACCGUGAAGCAGAAGAUGAAGAAAAUGCCACAACCACUAAGACACGCAUCUUUUCUGGUGAACUUAAGCAUCAAAAGGAAAAACCAAUAUCCUGGGAAAAAAGAAGGACAACAUGGACACUUGAUGAAGAAAAAAAAUUCAACCCACGAAGACGAGCUUACCUCCUAAUUGAGCCUGACCCAGAAGCUGAGAAUGUAGACCUCAGGCAUCAGGAAAUGGACGAAAGAAAAGAUGCUGAGGAGUGGAUGUUGGAUUAUGUACUAAGACAGGCAGUCACAAGACUGGUUCCUGUCAGACCCCGAAGGGUUUUCCUACUUGUCGAGGCCUUUGAAACAGUUAUGCCACCAAACAAAAGUGUGAACCACGCAUACACCAUGGCGCACCACACUUUACACAUGCACUAGCCAUGCAAUCAUGCAGCUGAUAUCUAUCAGGUACGCAUGUGAUAACUUCUCUUGUUGGAAAAAUCAACUCAUUUUGUUGAUGGGAAUGUAUGCUACAGUCUAGUGAAUUGUGGUUUCAAUGAACAUGGAACAAUAGUUCAUUUGGCACCAUAACCACCCCACAAAGUAAUGAAUGAUGAUGGAAAGAGUGGGAUGCACCAGAAAAGGACAUGAUACUAACAGAUGAACUCUGCCCUCCCCAUCACCGUCCAUCAUUUCAUUGGGUGCACCAUGGCGUAAUACAUUUGACUUAUAGCAUACUACCCUUUUGGUGAUUAUAUUUAAUAAAAACAAGAUGAAGACUGUGAUGAUAUUCGUGGAACAAACCUUUGUCGUGUUGUCAGGCUACAGCCAGUAUAAGCAACAGCAUGAUUACAGAAGCACAGUACACAGAACAAUAUGAUGGUUCUCCAUGAUUUUACAUAAGGGAGCUGGGUUUUAAAGUAGAUUAGGCUCUACAUAAGCUUGUUCAGUAGUAGUCUUAUAGAACUGCUGGUCUUCAUAAAAGUUAGCUCCAUGAUGAACAAUAUUAAAAAGAUUGUGAGUUCAUAUAUAUGUAAUACUUAGUAACCAUCUGCAUUACCAGGACUUUGUAGCUCAAUAGGAUGGUUGUUCUUGUA